Molecule: messenger RNA, 741 nt
Organism: Neoarius graeffei (lesser salmon catfish)
Lineage: Eukaryota; Metazoa; Chordata; Actinopteri; Siluriformes; Ariidae
Product: cadherin-4-like
Exons: 5
Coding region: 76-741 (221 amino acids)
Cellular component (GO): membrane
Molecular function (GO): calcium ion binding
Source: RefSeq, a predicted model, not a curated record
GCCAGCGCGCGACUCUCCCCGGAGGAAUUAGCGGCUGUUCGGGAGGAGCUGCAGGAGCCGCCGCCGCCGCACAAAAUGACAGUCGGCUUGCUUCUUCCUCUGGCGGCCGCUUUAGUCCUCACAAGCUCACCGGACACUGCUGGAAGUCUGACUGGGGAUCGAUGUCGACUCGGGUUCUCCCAGAACUUCUACACCGUGUUUAUCCCGCAGGAGCAGCUGCAGGGUCACGCCAUUGUCAAAGGCUCCGUGCUGUCAUCAGGACGAGUGAAGUUCGAGGCUUGUCAUCUGAAUGACUGGAUCAGCUUCAAGAGCAGUGACCCCAAAUUCAGCAUCCGUCCAGACGGCUCUCUGUACGCCGAGCAAGAUGUGACGAACCUGUCCGAGCCUGUACGCUUCGUGGUGACGGCUCAGGGAAGCAAACGCACUCGGAUCUGGAAAACGAUUGUUCAACUGGUCAUCAACAGACACCCACGUCCUCCCCUCAUAAACCAGAUUGUUGACAAGGCCAGUUCCCAUCACAACUGCUACGACAAGCUCAGUCAACACCACCGAGGAGUUUCCUCCAGUGGGCUGCCCUGGCAAAAGCGAGAUUGCAUCAUUCAACCCAUCAGUGCACCUGAAAACUCCAGAAGCGCCUUUCCACUGUUUCGUGCCAGAGUGAGUGAUCGUUGGCACCUUCAUCCUUUGUACUAUAAACAGCAUCUUUUAUUCGGUACCUUCUGGAAUGGGUUCAGCUCAUAA